GACGUUACUAGGGGCGUGGAACCAAGCGAGCUGAAUGGGAAACACAUUUGUGCGCCUCGUCGUUGUUUUAACCUAAUGGGGAGAGGCGAUGACAAGCGAAAACAGUUCUCCACGUAAAUUAAUUGCCGACGGGACGACAGGCAAACUAAUUUCCCGUGUCUUAAAGCGGACCGACUGGUCUUUAGCUACACGCUCCGCAUACAGCAGCCACGAAGGAGAGACGCGGCAUCGUUGGCUGUAACCGAGGAGAGGGAUGCGGGGACUAGAAAGGAGAUAAAUACAACGUAUUGGUCUUUUUUUCUCUCGUUAAUAUGGGGUCUGUGUUUAGUUAGCAAAGGCAGAGCUGAACCUGCAUUUAUUUGUGGUCGUUUGGGUGGCUCUUGUACGUGAAAAUGGGGAUAAUAUACAGAUAGGGCGUUUUAAAGUCCACAUUUUCCCAUGGACAAUCGGCUAAUGUUAGCGAGUUUUUUUAAUACUGGACCUGGCAGGUCUGUCUGUUUCGUGUAUCGUUAGCGUGACUGUAGCCGAGGUUGUUUGGUCGAUUUUCCUCGCUUUUUGAACUAGGCUCUUGAUAUUGGAUGAAAUCUCAUCCAUGCCAUCCAUCCCAGUGUUGUUAGGGGCCUCUGCUGGCAAACUGCGUCACCGAGUGGGCGCUGCAGGUACUCAUCUCUAAAUCUGCAUGUUGGGAAGUCUAGCCAUGGCACGAAUGACCUGGAAACCUAAGUGACUGAACUUUUAAAUCACCAUGGAGCCGGAAGCUAAUUCAAACUCCGAGGUCCACCAAGAACUGAAAUGUCCAUCUGUACCCAACUCUCAGUGUGAACUGGCCUUAAAUAUGUAUGAGACUAUGAGUGAUGGAAAUGUCAAUCUUGUGGACUCAGUAGUGAGAGGUGGGAGUGGCCCCAGUGCAUAUCCUUCCUCCAGUUAUCAGAAGAAUGUGCAUCAGAGAUUCAUCAGGAGAAGUCUGUGGUUCUCGGACACAGAUGAACAGGCCUUUGAAGCACCUGAAUGUGAUAACAGGAGUAAGAUCCUAAACAUAAACCUGCGAACAAUAGUAGACAGGACGCGGGGGACUAGUUGCGGGAUACAGGAAGGUUCCAGCACUGAAAGUCAAGGUGGGCAAAAAGACAGUGCAACAGAGAGCGCCAGUGCCGAUGAGGAGAAGGAGAAAGGUGGAGAUGCAUUAAAUCUUACAUGCAAUGAUGCUGGUAAAACCGCUAUCAAGGCAGCCAGUGAGGAGAAUGAGGAGGAGGCAGAGAUGAAGGCAGUCUCCACAUCUCCAGGAGGAAGAUUCCUCAAAUUUGACAUUGAGCUGGGGAGAGGGUCCUUUAAGACGGUCUACAAGGGCCUGGAUACUGAGACCUGGGUGGAAGUUGCCUGGUGUGAGCUGCAGGAUCGCAAACUGUCAAAAGUGGAACGUCAGCGCUUUAAGGAAGAGGCAGAGAUGUUGAAGGGUCUUCAACAUCCCAACAUUGUCCGUUUCUAUGACUUUUGGGAAUCACCCCUUAAAGGGAAGAAGUGCAUUGUUUUAGUAACAGAGCUCAUGACGUCAGGAACACUAAAAACCUACCUAAAGCGUUUCAAGGUAAUGAAGCCCAAGGUGCUGAGGAGCUGGUGCAGACAGAUCCUGAAAGGCCUUCACUUUCUCCACACCAGGACCCCUCCCAUCAUCCAUAGGGACCUCAAAUGUGAUAACAUCUUUAUCACUGGACCUACAGGCUCGGUCAAGAUAGGGGAUUUAGGACUGGCAACACUCAAGGCGGCUUCCUUUGCUAAGAGUGUCAUAGGCACCCCAGAGUUCAUGGCUCCAGAGAUGUAUGAGGAACACUAUGAUGAGGCUGUGGAUGUCUACGCCUUUGGCAUGUGUAUGCUAGAGAUGGCCACCUCAGAAUACCCCUACUCCGAGUGCCAGAAUGCUGCUCAGAUAUACCGCAAAGUCACUAGUGGAGUGAAGCCAGCGAGCUACAACAAGGUCAUGGAUCCUGAAAUCAAGGAGAUUAUUGGGGAGUGUAUCUGCCAAAAGAAAGAGGAGCGGUACACCAUCAAGGACUUGUUGAACCAUGCUUUCUUUGCUGAGGACACAGGUGUAAGGGUGGAGCUUGCUGAGGAGGAUGAUGGGAAAAAGGCCUCCAUAGCCCUGAAACUGUGGGUGGAGGACCACAAGAAGUUAAAAGGGAAGUACAAGGAGAGUGGAGCCAUCGAGUUCACGUUUGAUCUGGAAAAGGAGAUCCCUGAGAAUGUGGCACAAGAGAUGGUGGAGUCUGGCUUCUUUCACGAGAGUGAUGCUAAGACUGUGGGAAAGUCGAUCAGGGACCGUGUGACACUGAUCAAAUGGAGAAGAGAGAGAACAGUGUCUGCUGCAGUUGCAGUGGAUCAAGGUGAAGGGGGACACAGGGUCCAGAUGACACCAUCUCAGGGCAUCUCUGCUGGGGCUGCACAUGUAGGACAGCCUUUGCUGGAACCAGAAGAGCCAGAGGCAGACCAGCACAACAGGCUGCGUAACCUACCAGCCAGUGCAACCUCAGUGACAUCAGACGGCACACUUGACAGUGGCAUGGGCUCUACUGUGUAUUCAGACUCCCACAGCAGCCAACAGAGUGUCCUCUACCAGUCCCUGCUGGAGCCUAUUACUAUGGCAACACAGCAGUGCCAGAGCAGUAGCCCUUCUCUGAAAGAUCGACCUCACUCCUGUGAGAAGGGUGAAGUGUGGGGGGCAACACUGAGCCCAGAGCUGAGGACUCGAUUGGGAGCUGCAGCCCGGAGAGCAAGUGCCCCUGUUAUUGACACUCAAAGGGCAAACCACAUUGCUCAACUCCAUGCCCUCAUUCAGUCUCAGAGAUCAAUCAGUCCCACCCCCACAGUACUAGAGAACCAGUCGGAACUCAGCCCCUCUGAGCUUCACUCAGAGACUAAGGAUGGGCCCCCUCCCCAGAGUGCUCUGCCAGUACUGCAGGUCUCCCCUGUCUCCUCGUCCUCUGAGUACCGCCGCUUCAGUGACAUCAGCAUCAGACUGUCAUCAGGGGCCACCAGUGAGAACUUAACACUGCCUGUGCCAAGUGGACGCAGACACUCUGACCUUAGUAGUCUUCUGAAUCUAAACUCUCAUAACCACCAUUUUGCAAUGCAUAGAAGCCACGUGUGCCAGGCCUGCCUCUCUUUGCUUCUUCUAAGGUCACGAGAAGUGAGCCUCCGCUGUCCUUCUAUUGGCAUACCAACACACCAUUGUCCAUGUGACUUUAGACACCACUCGUCCUCUGGUGGAACAAUGACCACCCCUGGUUAUGGAAGGCUGAAAGGCUCAAGUGAUUGUUCCGAUUUCUCACUGUUUCAGCAGUCCCUGUUCAAUAUAAUUAGCCGCAAAGCAGCCCCUUGUCACACCACACCCACCCAAGCCUACCUGCUACACUCCUCAGCUGCCCACAAGCCUGCCUGCAGUGAUGGAGACGGCAGCCUGAAGAGUCAUCUCCUGAGUGGCAGUUUGGUUGGGCACCAAGAUCCACUCCAGGAAUGCGAGGAUAGAUUCUGUGCUGGAGAUCAGCAAGUUACCAGGGCUGUGGGAGUGGCCAGUUCUUCAGGUCACCAGAAUCAACCAUCUAUCCAGGGCCUGCCUUCUUCUAGCACAGCAGUCCACACACCACUGCAGUACCUCCAGCCUGGACACAGCUACCCUGCUGCUCCAUAUGCUGGCCAACACAGUGCUGCAACACCAGCUCCAGCCAGUCUGUGUUCAGUCAACAUCCAGCAUACAGUCAGUGUUGCUAGCUACACACCUCCAAGUGUGCAACAGACCCAAACUGCAGCAGGUAUUCCAGCAUCAGCUGUGCCACAACAUGUUGCACAGAGCUACCAAGCACCAGGCCAUCAACAGCAGCAGGCAACAGCAGCAAGCUCUUUGAAUUUUCCUUUGAAAGUCCAACAGACUUGUCAGAACCGUGCGGCCCCAACUCAACAACAGGCUCACUCUGCAUCAGGAUAUCCUACUCCAGUUCACCAACAGAUUGCUGCAGCAGCAAACACCCUGCCAGCACAGCAGUCAGCACAAAGCUACCCUCUUGCAUCUGUAGCCCCAACUAUGGCAACCAUGGCCCAGUGUCAUCCUGCACAAGCUCCCAGCGCACUGCAACAGGUCCAAGGUGCAGUCAAACUUCCAAGUCAGCAGCCUGGUCAGAGCUCCUCUACACCAGCACUUUACAGCCAACAGAUACCUGUUCAGCAAGAGCACCAGCAGCCCUUACUGCAAAACACUCAGUCCAAUAUACAACUAAUACAACAUGCUGGGCAGGCUUAUAUUCAGCCUCAACUCCAGCAUAGCCAAGAAACUCAGCAUACUAUACAUCAACAAAUGGCACAAAAGCCUACCCACCAUUCUCAAAGUCUUGAGUCUCCUGGUCAGCAACAAGUACACACCCCAACUCUACAGAAGCACAGUCAGAAAACCAUGCACAUAGCAGUUCCACAACAGAGCCAGGAUGUGUCCCAGUCUACAGUCCAACAGGUCCAGACCCCAGCUUCUCAGCCUCAUCCUACAGCAACCACAGUUGUGCAAGUUGCAGCCACACACCAGAGUUACCAUGCUGCAGGUCUACCUGAUGCUGCCUCUCAGAGCUAUGCACAUUCUGCCAUCAAUGCGCUGCAGCAACAGACUGCUCCAGCUCAGAGCCAGUACCUGCCCUCACAGUCUACUGCUGCUCCACAGAGCUAUGGAGGAGCUAACCAGGUAGUGACUCAUCAGAGCCUUCAAGCCUCUUCCCAGCAUAGCCAGGCUGCACAUCUCACCCAACAGUUUCAACCCUAUCUUUGCAUCGCUGCUUUCCUGAAUCAGAAUAUCCCUGCUGGUCAGAGCAUUUCAAAGCUUGGACAAGAUGGACAGGGCCAUGGGCAGAAUCUCAGCCAGUCAGCUUCUGGUGUGCCAGUCCAGGCACUUCCUCCUCAGCAGUCAAUGGCUCAGGCUACUGUCCACCAACAACUCCAACCUCUGCAGAUGUCAAACUCUCUACCACCAACACAUCCAUCCCAGUAUCCCACAGUCCAGGUGAUGACAACUGUGACUGACUGUGAAUCCUCCUACCCUCACUCCUGCACUACCCCUCACCCUUCAACCUCCUCUUCUCUUAAUUCCAUCUUCCUUUCUCCUGGACAGACUCUCCCUGUGUCCUCCUCUGUCUCCCCCCUUUCUCCUCUGCACAUUGAAAAUGUGUUAGUUUCACCUAUCCCAGUGUCCCUCGUACCUUCCCCCUCACCUGUGCUGGGUAAGGCGGGAUCAACAUCCCCGCAGCACCAGCUCACUGCUGCUCUGCAGCAGAGUAUUAGAUCUGAAGCUUCUCAUUCACAACCUGCAUUUAUAUCAGCACUAACUACCACCCAUCCCAUACACACACACCCUGCCCCAUCCCAGAACACACACCCUCCCACAAAUGGCAGCACUCAGCCUCUGAUACAGCAGGUUCCCCAGCAGGCCAAGGUCAACCAUUCUGAGCUUGUCCCCUCUGCUCAGCUCACCCAACCUGCAGUCUUCUCCUCACCUGUGCAGAAUGGGUCAGACCUGGGCACAGCCACCACUGCUGCCCAGCUGGACAACAGGAACCCAUGCCAGCUGCCCCCGCAGGCCCAGUCCCAGAGUCAGGUUCAGAGCCAGGUUCCUGUGAUGCAGCCCUCUGACUCUCAAAGAGCAUCAUCUGGGUCUGGCAGUUCCACUCUGACUCAGCAGAAACAGCUCACUACUCUCACAGGAACUGCAGGUCAGGGUCCAGCAGAGACCAACACAGAGGAUCAAGCCGCAGAGAAACACACUGGAGGACAGAGCUAUGACAGUGUCAACUCUGAUGCCACAUCAGGGAAGGAGAUGAGUGAUGGAUAUGAGGGGACACAUGGAGGUAAAGGCGAAGGAAAAGUCCGCAAACACCACCGCAGGUCCACACGCACUCGUUCUCGGCAAGAGAAGAUCAACAGGCCAAAACUCAGUAUGCUCAAUGUGUGUAACACUGGCGAUAAGAUGGUAGAGUGUCAGUUGGAAACUCAUAACCAUAAAAUGGUCACUUUCAAGUUUGACCUGGAUGGAGAUGCACCGGAAGAGAUUGCUACAUACAUGGUGGAGAAUGAUUUCAUUCUGCCUUUAGAAAAAGAAGUGUUUAUCGAGCAGCUGAAGGACAUUGUCGACAAGGCUGAGGACAUGCUGAGUGAAGACACUGAGGGUGAGAGGAACUCUGACCAGGGAGGGAGUCCCAAACAGAGUGAGGGAGCUGGCACACUGGGAACUGAGGGAUUGAAGGCAUCCACACCCAGCACCUCACAGCUGGUGUACCAGCAAAAUGUCCUCCACACUGGCAAGCGCUGGUUUAUCAUCUGCCCUGUGGCUGAGACGCCCAUGUUAGACAAAGAGAAGACUACAUCUCACACCUCUACAGCCCAGGAACCUGAAAAGUCUGCCUCAUCAUCAGUCAGGCCCAACAGCAACACAACUGCAGUGACUACCCCAUUCGCAUCUUUAUCCUCCCAAAGUCCAUCCUCCUCCUCUCUGCCCCCUGCAGCUCAGACCUCAGUGCAACCACAAGACCAAAACACUGACAAAGCCCGGAUCCAGCAGCCUCAGCCCUGUCUAACUAAACAUGCCCUUGCUGCUGCUGGUGUCAGCCAUCAUAGCUCCCUUCCCGUGGAAGAGCCUUGCAUCUCUGCUGUCUCUAUGGUAACAGACAUGCCAUGCUGCGCUAUUGUGCCACCUGUGUCUCUGGAUGUGAAUUCUGUUGAUAAAGGAGCUUCUGGUGGUUUGGCCUCCUCUCAAACUAAUCAGAAGGUCAGUCCUACUGGAGAACUACCCCCUCACCUGACCUCCCAUCAGUCGGUGGUCCUGCAGCAACCCUAUGCCACGCCCAUGCAGCCUGGUACAGUCACCUCCCAGCCUCAGAGUCCAGCACAUCAGAACUCCCAGUCUUCAAGCCACCAGCAGCCAGUGAGCGGGGGGCCAGGAGAGUCGGACAGUGAGGGACCACGCAGGGUGGAGUUUGUUGACCGCACCAUCAAGACUUUGGAUGAGAAGCUGAGAAACCUGUUGUAUCAGGAGCAUGCCCCCUCCCAGCCCUCCAGCACUGCAUCUGACCCCCACGUCUCCAGUACAGAGGGAGUCAGCUCACCUCCAGUCUCAGACGGCCAGAGCACCGAGGGAGCACUUACAAAGAAGAAAGGGGAGCCACUGCCUCAGAUUCCUGAGCGCACAGAUAGUGUGGGUGCACUAAGUGACUCUGCAGUGGCAGCCACUAACAGGGUUUUAAACAGAAGAGAUAUGACCACCAGCUCAAGUUCAUAUAGCGCCAAAAGCCGUUUUCAAAUCAUUCCCACUCCACCAGAUGUAAUUUUUCGUUUAGAGAAAAGCAAGACGAGCUGCAGCACCCACAGUUCUCCAGCUCCCUCUAGUGGUUCUGGAGGGUCUCACAGCCAGACCCAGGGCCCAGGCAGGAAAGAGAAGGGCGGUGUGGCUGUGGAUAGGUCCUCUGUGACAGCUGCAGCUGAUAAUGAGAAUGCAGGAACAUCCAAACCCCACAGUAGUAACCGUUACUCUGCCCCACCGAACUUCUACCACGCCUCCCCCACUUCCAGCCCUGAUGUCACCCCACGCCAUAUCCCCCGGGCCCAGACCAUCGACACUCCGACCCAUCACCACUACCACCACUCCUCUCACCUCUGCUCUGACUCAGCAGAUGAGGACAGCAGCAGCAUAGCUCUUCCUCCAGCCCACCCUGCUCCCCCAGCUCAUGCCCUGUCUGAGCACAGUGGAAGCGACCUCAUGAAGAGGGCAGUAGCCUUCCUGCGGCGCUCUGGUCGGAGUAAAAGUGAGCAAAGCUCUGAUUCACCAAGCCGACAGCCCGUGGCAAUGAAUGGUCAUGCUCCCUCGCCUUCUGCAGGACACUCAUCCUACAUCAGCAGUGACAAUGACUCCGAGUUUGAGGAUGCAGAUAUGAGGAAAGAACUACAGAAAUUGAGAGAAAAACACAUGAAGGAGAUCUCUGAGCUACAGGCAUUCCAGAAGAGUGAGAUUGAGAGUCUGUACAAGGAGCUGGGCAAAACACUACCCCCCAAUGUUGGUCUACUUCACGCAGCACCCCCAAGUGGCCGCAGACGCAGGGCCAGCAAACACAAGCUGAAGGCUGGAAAACUGCUCAAUCCGAUGGUGCAGCAGCUCAAAAACAAUCUUAACACCUCCGCAGAGAGGAAAGGUGAGAGUGCUGCCAGUUCAUCUGGCUCCCUGGCCAAAAGUACAGUUCUGUCAGAUGGCUCUGCCCACUGCAGUGGCAGUUCCAGCAAGCCCAGCACAGCCCCAGAGCAGGUCCACACCCAGCAACCAUGUUCCUUGAAGGGCUCUUUCUCCUCAGACAACAUCUAUGCAGGGCUACACGGUGAUGGAAUGGCCAACCUAGCAGGCCCUGGCCAAGGCUGGACGGUUUACCACCAAACGUCAGAGAGAGUCACCUAUAAAUCUAGUAGCAAACCACGCACUAGAUUCCUCAGUGGACCUGUGUCUCUGUCCAUCUGGUCCACUCUGAAACGACUAUGUCUAGGCAAAGAGCGCAGUAGUAGGUCUUCUCUCAACACCAACACAGCUCCAACGGCCUCGAGUCAGCCACAGCCGUCACUCACUACAGCCACACCCUCACCAUCUCCUCAGCCAAUCACACGACUUGCUCAGGUCCAGACCAACAACAGCAACAACAAGAGAGGCACGUUCACCGACGAUCUUCACAAACUGGUAGACGACUGGACGAAGGAGACUGUUGCGGCAGCCAAUCAAUCGCGCCCCUCCCUGAACCAGAUCAAACAGCAGAGACGCCAGCAGGACCUGGAAGGCAGAGCGCCGCCCAUGGGAGCAGCUGCAGCGCAUGAGAUUAAAUGCCAUGUUGGUCCCAGCAAGUUCAAGCUGCCUCUUUCCUGCCCCCUGACUGCUGCUUUAGGCCCUGGUAUGCCAACAACCCUAGCUAACAACUCCUCAGCAAUGCUCCCUCCUGGGUACCUUUUGCCAGCAGGCUCCUAUGGCGGGAUGGUUCCUGGUCCUCUUUACUCCCAGCAGUGGCCUGGCAUGCCUAGUCCUGUAGGGUCCAUGGGUCCUGUAGGCUUGGUUGGUGCUGCAAGAAUGAUGCCCUAUGCCACAAUGGCAAACCCAGGAAUCAAAGCCUACCCUCUGGUCGUGCACGACCCUGAGAAUGGCUGCUGUCUAAAAACCACUAGGACUACUUAAUCUACUAACUAAAAUGUGUUCAUGUGUAUGGGCAGGAUAGUCUGUUCUGGUUCACCAGAGCAACACAUGUACAUAAUCUGAUCUUGUAAAUAAUGACGCGAGUGUUGAUAUUCUUUAUACAACACUUAUAUCUGUAGUUAAUUGUGUGUGUGUGUGUGUGUGUGUGUGUGUACGUAUGUGUGUAUACUAUACAGUACAUGUUACGUAUGUAUGUCUGAAUACCUAAUGCUUUUUGGCUUUGGUCUUGACUAAACUCAGCCAUACAAGACAUUUUGUCUGUGGUCACAAAAACAUAUUUCACUGUUCUUUAUUACUGCAGUUUUCACAUUGAUUUAGCCUUUCUCUGUGUUACGUACAUGUUAAACACUACAUUGGAAUCCAAAUACCAGUGAUUUGAGAUACAGUAACAGGACAGUAUUUAUGAUGAAGAAGGAAUGUAGUGCCUUGAACAUUGAUUUAUAUUUUUUUUUCUUCUGUGAAACAAAACAUGUCUGCAUCUAAGUUAUUUUAUUUGAUGGUAGCUUGAGUGCAGUCUUUUUUUUUCUUAUGCAUUACAAACACUUUGGUGUUUUUGGUUUUUUUGGUUUACAUAUGAAUGCCCUUGUAGUACUGCACUAUUAACACAGUAUAUGCUCUUAUUUAAAUAAUAAAAUCAUGGUUUAACCCUUGUUUACUUUCCACCCCUGUGACAGAUGGAAUGCCAUAGUGGUGAGAUGUACCGAUGCCUUGCAGAAACAAAUGGUUAAUGUACGACUGAUGAGAGGAAGAAAAAGAAUUAUGCCAGCAGCCAAAAUCUACUCUUUCAGGUCUAAUGGUUCAGUUGAAACAGUCUUUUUUUUGAUAGGACAACUGAUGUGUUGGACAGCACAAGAGUUGGCAUUGUUGUAGCUUUGUGCACAGAGGAAAGGCAGUGUUCAGAGCCAUAUAUGCUAUACAUAGUUAUAUCUACAGUAUAUGCCUCUGGUAGUGUUCUGAUCAGAAUGUAGCAAUUAAUAUGUGAAGGCUUGAGGCUUAAAAGUGCAAUUUAACCCCUCCACAAAGCUUUGAUCGUGGCCUUGCCACAAGCCUUAUCUCUGAUGUGUGCAACAGGAGCAAGCUGAAAAGUUACAAAUCACCAAGCAACAGACAUAAGUUACCAGGCAAAGUAUAAACAUUACAAAGCACCAAGCUCAAACUCUGAAGCCACUACUGCUAAAUGUUCUUUCAACUUGGCUGUCCUAUUACUCAGCAUACAGUGUAUAUGUAAAAUGUUUUGUGCAAUCACCAGUUAAGUCUGACUUUUUUGAAAUUAUUUGAUGUUUAAAGCUUGAUUAUUUAUUUAUUUUUUAUGCUGCUAUCGUCUGAGGUGAUUUCACUGUACAGUUAAGCAUUCUACUCACAUACGAUGAUACUUAAAGAAAACUCCUCAAAUUAAAUUAACGAACGAGAUGCUCACAAAGCAGUGUUAUUGCCUUGUUGAAAUUUUGAUCAGUUUCUUUCCCAGGUUGCUUUUGAUGACAGCCUUUUUUUUUUUCAUUUUCUUUUCAGUAAUAUAUUAUUGAAAAAUUAAAAUGAUACAUUAUGCAGGACAUUUGCACAAUAUAUAGUCUCCCUUAAUUCUAACCAAUGUUUAAGAGUUUCCUACACUGUAUAUAGUGGGUUUCACCGCCUGUACUUUUUUAUCACUGACAAGCAUGGCCAACUUUUCAUGUUCCACAAAGCAAAGAUAAACAAUACAGCUACUAUGGUUAAAAAUUUCACAUCUCCACAACACAUUUGAAAUGUUUCAGCACCCCAAUCCUGCCAAGGUGUGAACUGUACAGUUUUCUUGUAGUCUAUAUUUGUACAUUUUGUUUGACUGUUGAGGGGUGGUGGUGGUGGAGGGGUUGCUUUGAUGUAUAGUAUUCCAUCAAUUCGGUUUGAAUUGGACUUUUAUAGGAUAUUAUGCAGAGUCGUCUGCUUUGGUGAAAUACUUCCAGCAGUAAGAGAUUUCUGUUCUCUGUCACUUGUAUUUAGUAUGUUUUGUUCCACCUCCCUCGCUGUACCGCGGAUGUCUGCACAGAGCCUACGCGUACACCCUCUGAUGACGAAAUUUACGUGACGUGGAAAGUAUAAAUUGGACUUAAGCCAGGCUUAACUCAUGGGGAGCAGAGGAGGGAGUAACUAUUGCUUGCAUAUUCAUUUGGAUGCCGUAAUAAAACGGAGAGCUGAGAUGCACAGAGGAGGAGAACCCUGACACUUCCUACUCUGCUCAUGUCACUUCUCUCUGGACAACAUUGCCCCCUGGUGAAUAUACUCUGAUUGUCAAAGGCUUGUAUUUAAACUGUGGGAUUGCUUCUGCCUGCUCUAUGUCCCACUGCAUUACCCCACCCCACCCUGCUGCACUCUAAUCACAGACUGUAUGUUGAGAGAGAAAUAAAUAUUUUGUGCUUGA
Siniperca chuatsi (mandarin fish) is the source of this 11636-nucleotide messenger RNA. RefSeq names its product serine/threonine-protein kinase WNK2-like. The transcript is spliced from 31 exons. NCBI's taxonomy places the organism in Eukaryota, Metazoa, Chordata, Actinopteri, Centrarchiformes, Sinipercidae. Gene Ontology annotation, molecular function: potassium channel inhibitor activity; chloride channel inhibitor activity; protein serine/threonine kinase activity. Gene Ontology annotation, biological process: monoatomic ion homeostasis; negative regulation of sodium ion transport; positive regulation of potassium ion import across plasma membrane. Gene Ontology annotation, cellular component: cytosol; cytoplasm. Bases 746 to 9223 code for a protein of 2825 amino acids. The record is from RefSeq and is a predicted model, not a curated record.